GCUCUACGAAAGCGAUAACGGUGGUUCUGUUGAAAAUGUCCAUUGAGGACUUCACCGUCCAUUGAGGACUUCACCGUCACCAUACACACACAAUGCUAAGUUCGACUUAUUCUAUCUUGUCGUUGUUUAUUUGUAUACUUUUCCAUACAGGAUCAGCGACUCCGCCUCAUUCAUCCACGUUCUGUCCGGACAACUGGAUGCCUUUUCAGGGCUCCUGCUACUUCUUCCAUCACACGGAGCAAUCAUUCACAGAGGCACAGCACGCAUGUCUCCAACGGAAUUCGAACCUCGUUCAGAUAGACUCGAUAGAGGAAAACUUGUUCAUCAAAGAAUUCCUUAGCCAGCAAAAGCAAUUACACUGGUGGAUAGGACUAUCUGAUGAGGACAUCGAGGGCAUCUGGAAGUGGGUUGGGUCAGAUGACAAGCCCACAUACACAGACUGGUAUCCCGGCGAGCCUAACAACGUGUCCAACAACGAAGACUGUGCAAUAACUUCUGGGCUCGCCGACCGCAAUUUCAGAUGGAUCGACAUUGCCUGUAGCAACCUCCAUUAUUCCAUCUGUGAGCUUAAAAGCGAGACCAGCGGAACAAUAAUCGUCGGAUAGAAAUGACAGACCGAAGCUGUUUCCAGGGUUGCUUUGUUACAAAUAUAUGUAUUGGUGAUGACAAUAUUACUUAAGAGAGCUACGUACGUACAAUAUCUUGUUUAAGUUUAAUAAAAAUAGAAUAGAGAAAUACAGAAACAUAUUUUGUAGUUAAAAAAUAUGCUACUUACUUAUUUCAAUAUAUUGAAAGUAUGUACUAGUUCUUAUAUAGAAUUAUGCGUGAAUUAUGUGUUGGUGGGUUAUCAUGAAUAUCAAAGAAGACUUA
Molecule: messenger RNA, 870 nt
Organism: Dreissena polymorpha
Lineage: Eukaryota; Metazoa; Mollusca; Bivalvia; Myida; Dreissenidae
Product: hepatic lectin-like
Exons: 7
Coding region: 93-605 (170 amino acids)
Molecular function (GO): signaling receptor activity
Source: RefSeq, a predicted model, not a curated record